AUGUUCUCAUCCGCUCUCAUCGUCUCUCUCCUGCCGGCCCUGACCGCCGCGUUCUCGCUGCCGUCGUACAACGGUCUUUCGACCGUGUGGCACGACGACUUCUGGGGCAACGCGGGCGACUCGCCCAACGUCACCCACUGGAACGUCAUCACCGGCGACCUGGGCCUGAACAACGAGCUGGAGACGUACACAGAAUCCAACGAAAACUUGCAGAUCAGCGGCGGUGGCACGCUGCAGCUGAUCCCACGGCGCAACAGCUCGACCUCGUCGGGCUGGACAUCGGCGCGCAUCGAGUCGGUCGACUCCUACACGCCGGUGCCGGGCAAGAACACCCGCUCUAUGCGCGAGGGCACCAGCUGGCCGCUCUGCGGCGAGCUCGACAUCCUCGAGCAGGUCAACGGCAAGCUCACCGGCUACGGCACCGCCCACUGCGAGAACCACUGCGAGGAGCCAACCGGUCGCCAGGGCUACACAUCCAUCCCGUCCGGCAGCAACUUCCACACCUGGCGCCUCGACUGGGACCGCACCUCCAACAACUGGCAGACCGAGUCCAUCACCUGGUCGCUCGACGGCGUCGACUUCUUCUCCAUCAACGGCACUACCAUCGGCGACCAGGCCACCUGGAGCACCCUGGCCCACAGCCCGUUCUACAUUCUGCUGAACGUUGCUGUCGGUGGCACGAUGGCUGGCAACCCUGACUCCAACACCCUGGACGGUUACGACAGUAUGAUGGAAGUCGCAUACGUCGCCGUCUACUCGAGCUAG
Molecule: messenger RNA, 765 nt
Organism: Grosmannia clavigera kw1407
Lineage: Eukaryota; Fungi; Ascomycota; Sordariomycetes; Ophiostomatales; Ophiostomataceae
Product: beta-glucanase
Exons: 3
Coding region: 1-765 (254 amino acids)
Biological process (GO): carbohydrate metabolic process
Molecular function (GO): hydrolase activity, hydrolyzing O-glycosyl compounds
Source: RefSeq, a predicted model, not a curated record